Molecule: messenger RNA, 2229 nt
Organism: Daucus carota subsp. sativus
Lineage: Eukaryota; Viridiplantae; Streptophyta; Magnoliopsida; Apiales; Apiaceae
Product: serpin-ZX
Exons: 2
Coding region: 41-1984 (647 amino acids)
Molecular function (GO): serine-type endopeptidase inhibitor activity
Source: RefSeq, a predicted model, not a curated record
AGAUCGAAAAGAAUCAUACUCAUAAUCCUUUGAUUUUCUCAUGGCUCACAAAAACUCUUUCCUCAACCAGGGUUCUCAGCGAUCCUCUAGGGUUCCUACUCAAAACAAUUCUCCCCAUCUUAAUCAAGACUAUCAAGAAUCCCCUAUGCCUCAAAACAAUUCUUCCGGUCUUGAUCACCACUCUCAAGAAUUCUCUGAUUUUCGUGUGCUUCCAAACAAUUCUCGCGGGCUUUACCAUGACUAUCAAGAAUUCCCUGAUUUUCAUGUACCUCGAAACAACUCUCUUGGUUGGACUCCUCAACAAUUUCCUAAUUUUCCAAUGUAUCGAACCAACUCUCCGGGUUGGACUCCUCAACAAUUCCCUAACUUUCGAAGGACUCGAAACAACUCUCCGGCUUGGACUCCUCAACAAUUCCCUAAUUUUCCAAUGACUCGAAACAACUCUUCGGGUUGGACUCCUCAAGAAUUCCCUAAUUUUCCAAUGACUCGAAACAACUCUUCGGGUUGGACUCCUCAAGAAUUCCCUAAUUUUCCAAUAGCUACUCAACAACUCUAUGAUUUUCCGACGACUCGAAACAACUCUCUCGAUCCUGAACAUGGCUCUCAACAAUUUCCUUAUUUUCCAACGACUCAAAACAACUAUCUGGGACAUGACCGGAGUCCUCAACAAUUCCCUGGUUUCCCGAUGGCUCCAGAAAACUAUCUCAGUCCUGAAGAGGCUUCUCCAGAAAACUAUCUCAGUCCUGAAGAGGCUUCUGAACUAUUCACUAUUUUUCCUGCUGCUCGAAACAACUAUCCCGGACUUGAUCAAGGCUCUCGCAAAAACCAGGUGGAUGUUUCGUUAACCUUAGCCAAGCACCUCCUGUUAAACUAUGGCAAAGAUUCAAACCUCGUCUUCUCUCCGCUAUCCAUACAAGUUGUUCUUAGCCUGCUUGCGGCUGGUUCCAGUGGCGAAACCCGAGACCAGCUUCUCUCUUUUCUGAAAGCUGAAAGUGUGGAUGAACUUAACUCUGUCUAUGCACUUCUUGUUGAUGUUGUCUUUGCUGAUGGUUCCUCCUCUGGCGGUCCUCGCGUGUCCAUUGCCAAUGGUGUUUGGCUUGACGAGUCCGUAUCGUUCAAGCCUUCGUUCCAGCAAGUUGCGGAAACAAUGUACAAGGCGGCUUCUCAUCGUGUCGAUUUUCAGAACAAGGCUGAGGAGGUAAAAAACUUGGUGAAUUCUUGGGUCGAAAAGGAGACCCGUGGCCUUAUAAAAAAUAUUCUGAAUGCAGUCGGCAGGUCAACUCAGCUGAUAUUAGCCAAUGCCCUGUAUUUCAAAGGAGCAUGGUCUAGCCCAUUCGACGCAUUCUAUACAAGAAACUAUGACUUUUACCUCCUCAAUUCCAGCUCUAUUCAAGUACCCUUCAUGACCAGCAAUGAGGAUCAAUUUAUCAGCGUUUUUGAUGGUUUCAAAGUAUUGGAGCUUCCUUAUAAACAAGCCCGGAACCAAAGCAUGGAGAAAAGGCUUUCUUUUUCCAUGUACAUUUACCUGCCAGAUGCAAAAGACGGCCUGCCAGCACUUAUAGAGAGAGCUGGUUCAGAAUCUGGAUUCCUUGACCGCUAUGUUCCAAGUCGAAGAGUUGAAGUUGGAAAGUUCCGAAUUCCAAAAUUUAAAUUUGAGUAUUACAUUGAAGCAAGCGAAGCGUUACAGAGCCUAGGACUGGUCUCGCUCUUUGGUCCAUCAGGAGGCCUCGGGGAGAUGGUCUCUAAUUCUCUCCCUCUCUUUGUCUCCCAAAUAGUGCAUAAAUCCUUUAUUGAAGUCGAUGAGAAAGGCACUGAAGCUGCUGCUGCAACUGUUGUUCUCAUGCUUGGAUCAAGUUGUGUACCUCGGGUAAAGGUUGCGACUGACUUUGUUGCAGACCACCCAUUCUUGUUUGUCAUUCGGGAAAACGCUACUGGAAUGGUGGAGUUCAUAGGUCAUGUGCUUAAUCCUUCAGUUCAUGCUUGAACUGCCACUAGCUAGUCUUAUCUUCUGAGUUGCAAUUAUUUGCAGAUUAGUUACUUGCUUAAUUUUUGGACCUUCAGUAGUUAGUGUUCGGUUGGUUAAAAAAUAUAAUUAAUCAAUGAGGCAACUUUAAUUAUUAUUUGAGGCAUAUUUAUGAUGUUAAGUCUAAAUUUUCGACUUGAAUCUCUGAUCCUAAUGUUUGUAAUUAAAAGGUUAUUCAAUAUUAAUAUUUAGUUAUUCUCUCCGUC